This is a messenger RNA of Carcharodon carcharias (great white shark), 1089 nucleotides long. RefSeq names its product motor neuron and pancreas homeobox 1 (gene mnx1). Gene Ontology annotation, cellular component: nucleus. The record is from RefSeq and is a predicted model, not a curated record. Gene Ontology annotation, molecular function: sequence-specific double-stranded DNA binding; DNA-binding transcription factor activity, RNA polymerase II-specific. The coding region runs from base 1 to 930 and encodes 309 amino acids. The transcript has 3 exons. Lineage: Eukaryota; Metazoa; Chordata; Chondrichthyes; Lamniformes; Lamnidae. Gene Ontology annotation, biological process: regulation of DNA-templated transcription; central nervous system development; endocrine pancreas development.
AUGGAAAAAUCCAAAAAUUUUCGAAUCGACGCACUCCUGGCCGUCGAUCUUCCCAAACCACAAACUUGUUCGCCUCUUGUAACUUCAGCCCCCUCUUCCACAGGCAGCCCGCCAGUGCUCGAGCAGCACCCGAUCACCUCCGACUGCCUGCGGACCGACACCCCGUCACCUCCACGCUUCACUCUCGGUAACCUGAUGCCUAAACCUGGCUUCCUGAGUGUUCACCAGCACCCCGGGAUGACUGGCCUACCUCCCCACGGGGCGAUCCCGGCUUCAGCUCUCUACGGUCACCCAGUUUACACCUACUCGGCUCUGACGGGCCAGUCCAACGCCCUGCCCUACUCCUAUCCCCAGCUCGCGAGCAGUCAUCACUCCGAACCCGUCAAAGUGACGGCCGGCACUUUUCAGAUCGACCAGUGGCUUCGAGCAUCGACAGCGGGAAUGAUGUUGCCAAAAAUGCCCGAUUUUAACGCACAAACACAGACCAGCAUGUUGGGGAAAUGCCGCAGGCCCCGAACGGCUUUUACCAGCCAGCAACUACUGGAGCUGGAACAGCAGUUCAAAUUAAACAAGUAUCUCUCGCGUCCCAAAAGGUUUGAAGUGGCCACAUCCUUGAUGCUGACGGAGACACAGGUUAAAAUAUGGUUUCAAAACAGACGGAUGAAGUGGAAACGAAGUAAAAAAGCCAAAGAGCAGGCAGCCCAGGAGGCUGUUAAACAGAAAGCAGAAACCACUGAGAGUAAAUCGGACCAUUUUCAGGAUAAAUCUGACAUUACAAAAAGCGACCAGAAUAAACAUUCCAGAUUAAGAGACUUUAGGGAGAGUGACGAGGAAGGAGGGAGUUUAACGUGCCACUCGUCAGAAUGUUCUUCAGACGAGGAAGCCGAGCUGAACCAGUCACAUCAGGGCCCAGCAAUGAAAAUUAAAUAGGCCCAUCUGUUCUGCAAUUCUGAAUGUCACCCCAAACGUGAAGCUCGACUUGUACGGCGUUGUUGGACGUGAAAGUUUCUUUGAAGCCAAUAUCUUUCUGUUCUGCUGCUCAGGUUGUCCAUAUUUCCUCAAUCUCCAACCAAUUGCCAUGAAGUACUG